CCCGCACAAUAGUGGGGAGAGCUUUGGCUGCUAAGAACUCGCCUGCAUGACUACGACGAACAAGACCCGUACCAGCAUAUUUAUUUAAAGUAGACAUUGAUGCAUCAACAGUGAUGGAUAACUAACCUAUUGAAGGAGGAGUCCAUUGCAUGGGCGUAGCAGAUGGCCUAGUUUGUGCAUGUGACAAAUGACGUGAUGUAAUGUCUAUACAAAAGAGUUACAAUAGUUAUAAACGCAUUGAACAUUAUGAACUGGAUUAGGUCUAAUGUGUUGGAAAACUAAAGAAUAUUGAUCUUUCCAAAUAUGCCACAUUGUAACUACCACCAUGCUAGUUAAAGAAGCCUGCUUAAAAGAUAUUGGAUUCUGCUGAUUGGUCCAAGAAUGAAUCCACUCUUGUAAAUUGCUGGCUAACUAAAUGUGGUACAGAAUAUAAUCAUAAAUUGCAAACCAAACAGCUCGGGGAAACGUACAAUGUAUAAAAAGAUGAAUUGCAGUUUCAAUUUCAACACCACAAAUAGGACAAAGCUGAACUUGAUUUGAUGAAUUAUUGAAUAGGCAUAAUUUCCAUAUGAAGAGCUGCAGUUUGUACGGGAAUUUCAAGUGCCAAAUUUUGAGCCAAAAAGUUCCUGAAAAGGGGGUUGAAAUAGACAUAGCUUGUUGGUGUUGCAAAUAAGAUGUUUCUAGGUAGAACUUACAGAAAAAUGCCCAGAUUCUGUAAGAGACCACUGCAACAAAUCUUUAGUAUUUGGAAACAGCCGGAUCUGCUGGAUAUGAGUAAUUUAUUCCAGGGGUAGAGUAAGCUUGAAGUUGAACAACAUUCCACCCGUGAUUAUCAAGAAAUGAGAAAGAGUUGUUGUAGUACCAAUUAUGCUUUCAAGGAUGAAUGAAAGUACUAUCACCAACAAUCCAGAUGUAAUGUUGCCUAACAAUCUGUAGUCCCUGAUGUAUACUUCUCCAUAUCCAACUACCAGUUGUUGGUAGAUCAUAGAAGUUGGACCCAAGGAGCAUCUGGUUCGGUUACUAAUCUCCGGGGCUAAUUUCAUCAACAUAGAAAGGUUAAAAAAGGUGGUUAAUCCGCAAUCGAAGGAUUUAAGGUGGCUGAUCCCCUGAUCGAGCUUGUGUAGGUAGAUGUUGCCUGGUAGGGCCGAUAGUAGUACACUGUGUGGGACGGAGUCAGGGUCGUUCAUUUUUCGGCGUCCGGCUCCUAAAAUUUUCUGGGUGUGAUAAAAGAACUUGGGAUCGUCGAUCUCUUCGAGAUGGCCGUCUUCUGUCCCCCUGUCGGUGGGGAAUCCACUCCCGGGUCAUUCAAGAUCGAAGAAAGCCGUGACUCUCCUUCUUUUCAAGUUUUGAAUCUGCUCGUGAGCGUAAUGGUAUCCAUCAAUUUCUCUAUUCUAGUACUUAGUAUCCUAUCAGUUUGAUUGAUUGCACUGUUUAUUAAGGAGUAAGGACAGGGAUGAAUAGUGUUAACAACAAUUAUCCUUGCUUGCCUAGUUCCUCCACCUCCUGCGUUCCUGGCGCUUAUUCAGAAACCCCAACUCAACAAUUUCCUAUUGGUGAUGGAGGCGUUUAUGUGGACGAUUACGAACCUGUACAUCAUGAAGAUGAUGAUAUUGGUGGUGGGGGUGUUUACACGGACGAUUACGAACCUGUACAUUAUGAAGAUGAUGAUAGUGGUGAUGGAGGUGUUUCUGUGGGCGAUUACGAACCUGUACAUCAUGAAGUUGACGAUAAGUGGAUCAUCGAACCUGAUGACGAUGGUUUGGGCUUUUAUGAUUCUUCUUCUGAAGAAGAUAAUUCAGUAUGUGAAUCAUUCAAAAGUCUAUCCGUCUCAAAGACGAUUUGCUGCAAGACUAGUAAGAGUUUACCAUUAAUGAAACGAGAACAAGUGGAAAUCGUUCCUGGAGAUAUGUAUGUUAUUAAUGUGGAUGGCUAUUACAGGAAGUGGUGUAAAGGAAGCAGAGCAAAGGGCGGAUAUGGUGUAAUUAUUCGUCGUAUGGAUGGCGAAUCCAUUAUUGCUAAAACUGGGUGUGCACAAGUUGGUGUUUCAGAAUUUUUCACACAGUGCAGGGUAUUAUACAGGGCUUAGAGCUUGUCAUCAGGUACCCUGGUAUUACUCGAAUUUACAUAACUUGCAAUUCUGAAUUCGUGAACAGCAACGUAAAUCAUUGUUUCGUAUCCAACAAACUUGGAAGUUGCACUGUGUAUCCAAUGGGUUCACCUUUUUAUCACUUCGAUGUGUUUUGUACAAAUUGUUUGGGGUAUAAUGUGUCCAGUGAUGUUUGAUACCAUCUUUGAAUACAUGAAAGUUAUUGUGACACUAGGGAAGCCAUAUUAUCGCGGCGGUAUAGCAACCUAUAGUGAGAGAGAUAUGAAAAAACCAGCUGAUUACCUUGCAAAAAUGCAACUUUCUAUAGGGGGAGAAGGAAUUUGAACCUCAUGAAUUUCCAAGUGAGUUGAAGGAGCUUGUUGAAGAGGAUGGCUUUUUGCUUACUUAUCCUCUCUAAGAAGAAGAUAUUACUCAGGGACGGACCCAGAAAGUUUGUA
Molecule: messenger RNA, 2544 nt
Organism: Papaver somniferum (opium poppy)
Lineage: Eukaryota; Viridiplantae; Streptophyta; Magnoliopsida; Ranunculales; Papaveraceae
Exons: 2
Coding region: 1454-2086 (210 amino acids)
Source: RefSeq, a predicted model, not a curated record